CAGCACCUGGACUUGAAGGCCACCCUAAGGGCCACAUUGGCGGGUUCUGGCAGCACGUGAACCUUGGAGGCUGAGUGCUGAGUCAUGGCGUCCCCUUGCCCAUUCUCACCUCCUUGCCUGUCCCUCCCACCCCCUUCCCAGCAGGUGCCCAGGCACGUGACAAUGCCACGCUCCUUUCUGGUCAAGAGUAAGAAGGCUCAUUCCUACCAUGAGCCCCGCACACAGGACGACCCCAUCUGGCAUCCGACCCCCAGCCCCGCAGCCAAGAACCAGGUCAUGAGUCACGGCCCUGCUCUCAGCUCGCUGUUCCCGAAUCAGCACUUGGACUGGACCAGCCUCCGAUGGGAACCAGAGCCAGAGCCUGAGAAGGGCUUGCCCAGGGUGCCCGCGGCCCCAGAGGGGACCCCCGUGAUGUCCAGAGCCCAGGAAGGGGACUCGCUACCCUCAGACUCGCCUCCCUUCUACAAGCCCAGCUUCUCCUGGGACACGCUGGCCUCAUCCUAUGGCCACAGCUACCGGCAGGCCCCCUCCACCAUGCAGUCCGCCUUCCUGGAGCGCUCGGUCAGCCUGUACGGUAGCCCCCUGGUGCCCAGUGCCGAGCCACCCUUGGACUUCAGCCUUCGUUACUCCCCCGGCAUGGAUGCCUACCACUGUAUCAAGUGCAACAAGGUGUUCUCCACCCCCCACGGGCUCGAGGUGCACGUCCGGCGCUCCCACAGCGGCACGCGGCCCUUCGCCUGUGACGUUUGCGGUAAAACCUUCGGCCACGCCGUGAGCCUGGAGCAGCACACGCAUGUUCACUCCCAGGGGACCCCCCUGGCGGGGUCCGGUCCCGCGCCCGGCGUGGUGCUCCCCGCGCUUGACCCCCCGGCGCCUCGUUUCCUCCGGCAGGAGCGCACGUUCGAGUGCCGGAUGUGCGGCAAAGCCUUCAAGCGCUCAUCCACGCUGUCCACGCACCUGCUCAUCCACUCGGACACGCGCCCCUACCCCUGCCAGUUCUGUGGCAAGCGCUUCCACCAGAAGUCAGACAUGAAGAAACAUACCUACAUCCACACGGGUGAGAAGCCGCACAAGUGCCAGGUAUGCGGCAAGGCCUUCAGCCAGAGCUCCAACCUCAUCACCCACAGUCGCAAGCACACGGGCUUCAAGCCGUUCAGCUGUGAGCUGUGCGCCAAGGGCUUCCAGCGCAAGGUGGACUUGCGGCGGCACCGUGAGAGCCAGCACAGCCUCAAGUGAGGGGCCCGGCCUCCUCCCCAUCCCCGCACAGGAAGCCCUUGAGCUGGUGCUGAGCUCUAUGGGACUUUUGCUGCGUGACCUCAGAGGAGCUACGUUCCUUCUCUGCUCUAAUGCUGCUGCCAUGCAUGGGCUCUGCUGGGCCAAGUGCGCCCAGGCACCUCCUUACUGGCAAAACAGAGGAAGAUGCCACGACACCCCAGGGACCUCUGUACCAGGAGGCCCAGGACACACCCGGGAGCUUCUCCAGGUGCUGGCCAUCUCGGCUGCCUUUCUGGCUGCUACUCCGGCCAGUGAGGGGGUCUGCGUCCUGGGGCUUCUGCCCUGUCCCGGGCGGCCGAGGGCUGCACAGCAGGCCCCUGUUCCCGUGCUCAGGGAGCAGCUGGCAGGUGCCGCUACCCACAGCCUGCACCCCUCGCGUGCUGUAAACACCGAUAAAGGUCCAUACUGCAAGGAGAGCGGCAUCUGUGAUGCGUCACCUGCCUGCGGGGCCACCGCACAGCAGCAGAUCUGAGGGGCUGCUGGAGAGCUUUAGACAAAGGGGGGUCUGUCCCUGAUUCAACGUGGGGACCCAGCACAGGGCCACGGCCAACCUGGGGCUCUGCACACCUCCCACGGUGUGGGAAUAACGUGGAAUGGCCUCUCUUGCAGUUGUGGGACCAGGGCCUGGAGGAGUGUCCUGGGGGCUAAACUCAGGGCCCCAACAGGCCAGUCCUCCUCUGACAUGCAAGCCACACACACUUUCAUGCUUAUUGGAACACAUUCACACACAUAAGCUCAGCUUCACUCACGUUCAUACGGUUUCACCUG
Molecule: messenger RNA, 2043 nt
Organism: Ochotona curzoniae (black-lipped pika)
Lineage: Eukaryota; Metazoa; Chordata; Mammalia; Lagomorpha; Ochotonidae
Gene: GFI1B
Product: growth factor independent 1B transcriptional repressor
Exons: 6
Coding region: 85-1236 (383 amino acids)
Biological process (GO): regulation of transcription by RNA polymerase II
Cellular component (GO): nucleus
Molecular function (GO): DNA-binding transcription activator activity, RNA polymerase II-specific; RNA polymerase II cis-regulatory region sequence-specific DNA binding
Source: RefSeq, a predicted model, not a curated record